Molecule: messenger RNA, 969 nt
Organism: Ostrinia nubilalis (European corn borer)
Lineage: Eukaryota; Metazoa; Arthropoda; Insecta; Lepidoptera; Crambidae
Product: nucleoporin 88-like
Exons: 5
Coding region: 1-969 (322 amino acids)
Biological process (GO): ribosomal small subunit export from nucleus; mRNA export from nucleus; protein import into nucleus
Cellular component (GO): nuclear pore
Molecular function (GO): structural constituent of nuclear pore
Source: RefSeq, a predicted model, not a curated record
AUGUGCGUGUGGGGCUCCAAGGGAGUCACUGUCAUGGAGCUCCCGGCGCGGUGGGGCCGCUCGGGCCUGUUCGAGUCGGGCAACUACUCCAUCCUGUGCAACAACUGCGGCAGCAGGAUGUGCGUGUGGGGCUCCAAGGGAGUCCCUGUCAUGGAGCUCCCGGCGCGGUGGGGCCGCUCGGGCCUGUUCGAGUCGGGCAACUACUCCAUCCUGUGCAAGAGUGCCACGCUUGACGAGAGGUUCCUGUACUCGCAAACUGAAGUGAGGAGUGUGCAAUGGCAUCCUACGUCGCUGUCGCGGCUUCUUGUCUUGGUCUCCGACAAUACUUUGAGGCUCUACAACGUAGCAGUAAAGACAGGGCCCAAGCUGGUCAAAGUGAUCACCAUAGGCCCGAAGCCCCACGGCCUGUUAGCUGGCCGGACCUUCCUAGACAGCCUAGGGGAUACGGCCGUGGACUUCACCCCUACUCCUGACUCGGAACACAUCCUCAUACUGAGGGGAAACGGCGAUGUGUACAUGAUGCCGUGCGACAUAGAAGCCAUGAGCUCCAACCAGCCAAAGAUCACCGGUCCCUUAGCCAUGUAUCCUCCAGCAGACGACAACUACGGCACCGACUCGUGUUCCAUCAUAGCGCUGGGCAGCCCCGACGCGCCACCUGUAGUGGUGGUAGCUACCUGCUCCGCUGCCUUGUACCACUGCCUGCUUCUGCCCCAUGUGAGUGACAUGUGUAUUUCCAACUCCAACCAGCCAAAGAUCACCGGUCCCCUAGCCAUGUAUCCUCCAGCAGACGACAACUACGGCACCGACUCGUGCUCCAUCAUAGCGCUGGGCAGCCCCGACGCGCCGCCUGUAGUGGUGGUGGCUACCUGCUCGGCUGCCUUGUACCACUGCCUCCUGCUGCCCCAUGUGAGUGAUAUGUUGUACCCUGUGCAGAGAUGGACCAUCAUGGGGGUGGAUAAGGCCCCGUGA